AGACACUAUGAUUGCUGCAAGCAAGAAUCCAGACUCCUCCUUUCUCUUUACACUUUCCCUUUUCCAUCUCUGUGGUGCAAGGCAACAAGGCAAGUAUGGAAUUUCACCUUUUGUUUCUUUAAAUACCUUGCAACAAAACCUGUUAUUCCCAUCCCUUGCCACCAUUUCAUAGCUUGGCAAAGAGAUCAAGCAAACCAAAACAGAGGAUGGCAGCAGGCUUGCAAGUGUUUGGUCAGCCAGCAUCUACCGAUGUUGCCAGGGUUCUGACAUGCCUCUUUGAGAAGAAUUUGGAGUUUGAGCUUGUCCGAAUCGAUACAUUCAAGAGACAGCACAAGCUUCCUGAGUUUAUUAAACUGCGGGAUCCGAGUGGGCAAGUUACAUUCAAACAUGGCAACAAAACUCUUGUCGAUCCACGGGCAAUUUGCCGGUACCUCUGUACCCAGUUCCCAAAUGAGGGAAACAGGAACCUCUACGGAACUGGUUCUCUGGAACGGGCGUCAAUAGAACAGUGGCUACAAGCAGAAGCACAAAACUUUAACCCUCCCAGCUCCGCCCUUGUCUUUCAUCUGGCAUUUGCUCCUCAUCUGGACAUUCCUCAAGACUAUGCUGCUAUUGCUGAAAAUGAAAAGAAACUUCAACAAGUCCUCAAUGUUUACGAUGAAAUACUCUCAAAGAAUGAGUACCUGGCUGGCGAUGAAUUCACCCUGGCUGAUCUUUCCCACCUACCAGACUCACAAUACAUUGUGGAUUCUGAUAGAGGGAGGAAGCUUUUCACUUCCAGGAAGAAUGUGGCUAGGUGGUUUGACCAAAUCUCAAGGCGCGAGGCAUGGGAGCAGGUUGUCAAGAUGCAGAUGGAGCAUCCUGGCGCGUUCGAGUAAUGGUUUAAUUGUUGCAAGAAAGUGGCGAGUUCAUCUUGAAGAGCUCAAUCUGGCUUCUACUGUCCUGUCUUCUGUCAUCAUGGUUUCUACUUGUGUUGCCGUCGUUUGUCAAAUCUACCAUCUACAUUGCCUUGUGAACCAAAAUAAUAUGAGGCCAGCUUGUGAUAUCCGCGUUCCAAAUUCUUUGUCUUGGUGUAUGGUGUAUAUCUACUGAAUAAAAAUAAAAAUAUUUAUCUGACUGCCAA
Molecule: messenger RNA, 1123 nt
Organism: Brachypodium distachyon (stiff brome)
Lineage: Eukaryota; Viridiplantae; Streptophyta; Magnoliopsida; Poales; Poaceae
Product: glutathione S-transferase F10
Exons: 3
Coding region: 207-878 (223 amino acids)
Cellular component (GO): cytoplasm
Molecular function (GO): glutathione binding; glutathione transferase activity
Source: RefSeq, a predicted model, not a curated record